GCUGAAGUCUGAACUCCACCUUGAGGCAGAAUGAUGUUCACCCUGGGAUCUCUGCUGUUCAUGCUACUGGUCUGCAGCCUCCCUCCUGUCCAUGGUGUUCUGGAGGCCUACAAUACAAACUUAAAGUGUAAAUGCAUCCAAGAGACUUCGGCCUUUGUCCCGGUCAACCACAUUGACAAGCUUCAGGUCUUCCCUCCUGGGAAUGGGUGCCCAAACAAAGAAGUCAUAGUUUGGAAGAAGAAUAAGUCGGUCGUAUGCUUGAACCCUCAUUCCAAAUGGACACAAAAAUUAAUAAAAAUAUUACAAAGAAAUGCUGCUUCAACUCGACCAGCUCCAGUGCUUAGAAGAAGGAUGAAGUGAUAUCAAUAUCUGUACUAAGGACACCUGUAUUCCUCCCUGAACCUGUUCUGGGUUUUAGUCUUGUAUUUGGAUGAAUCUUUCCAAGAAAAGGAACAUCCCCACAUAAGCAAGCAUGAGAGUAUAUGUAAAAAUAACCCUAGAGCAGCUUAUGGGGCCAAGUUGGGCUUUUUGAAAAAUAAGGUACCCUGUAUACUUGGGCUUUGCAUUCUCAUUCAUCACAAAGGAAAUUUCUUCGAGGAUAGUUACUUAGUAAUAAAUCACAUAGGUUUCUUUUAAUAGUGUUAUUAAAAUAAUAGCAAUAGCAAUAGUACUAUUGCUUAGUGCUAAAUUUUCCUAGAAAAUAAGGUAAUAUGAGUUUAAAUCUCAAGUCUAAACAUGUGGCUUGAGUUAGGAAGGAAAUGAUGGAAUUCAUUUCAAUCAUUUUAUACCGUAAGAAAAGCAGACUUCCAUAAAAGACUUGAAACCUGCCUGAGAAACCCACGGAACUUUAUGCGACAGAGGGCUCUCAUAGUUGAUAUCUUCCAUGUAAAAGCUCUGUAUUGACAGAAAUGGGUUCCUACUUUUAAUAGUUCUUUUAUAAGAUUUACUGUCAUAUGCAAAAACUAAUAACAUUCAAUGAUCCCCAGACUUAAAUUCAUAGAAUACUCAGGAAAAGCAUUUAAAAGCUGGUGUUCAGAUGUUCUCUCUUUUAUACAUUUGCUUUGACAAAUACUUUUUACUCACAUCUUUUGCAUACUUUUAUUUUCUUGCUCUCUGGUACCUGAUUCUAUAAUGUUUCUUAUUAAUCUAAUGCUUUUCAAUAAACCUAAGUCAACAUUUUACUUAAUUAUGAGCAACUCAUUCUUAACAGAGCAUUUGCUCAAAUUUAGACAUUCUCUGACUCAUCACAAUGAAAAGUAGGAUUUCAUCAUACUGAUUUUUAUUUGUAUGCUUGCCUUUUACAGAUCUAAAUUAUGUGGCAGUGGGUGAGUGAAGCUGUUCCUAACAUUAACACAGUGAGAAAAUGCUUGACUAUGAGAGUCUCUUUUCCUUGGUGUACUCAUCAUUAUUUCUUCCAGAAAUCUUCAAACUCAACAAAACCUAUUUUCAUAGUCCCAUUAUAUUGAUUCUUAAAAUCUCCAAUGUUUCCUUUGACAAAAUUUUGCAUGGGUUUGACAAACAGAAGAAGAAGGUCCUUAAAUCUCCAUCCUUCCCUUCCCUGGAUGCAGCCUGACCCUCCUUGCAGGCUAAGCUCCACUCUCCUACUGUCCCUCAGUCCCCUUGACACAUGAGGGGCCCCGUUCCAACACACCCAGGUUUGAAGCUGUAUCUGGCUCCUGAUUUCAUUUUCUCUUUUUAUUUUUUAUUUAUUUUUAUUAAAAAGAUUUCUUGGAUGGAAGUAAAGAGAACCUAUUCAUCCUAUAUUUUCUGUUGUCUACAAUUCAGUGUUUAUUUCUUUAUCGCACACACAAGGGAUUAUAAAAUGCCAUCAAAAUCCUGGAUUCCGGGGCGCCUGGGUGGCUCAGUGGGUUAAGCCGCUGCCUUCGGCUCAGGUCAUGAUCUCAGGGUCCUGGG
Molecule: messenger RNA, 1914 nt
Organism: Mustela erminea (ermine)
Lineage: Eukaryota; Metazoa; Chordata; Mammalia; Carnivora; Mustelidae
Gene: CXCL13
Product: C-X-C motif chemokine ligand 13
Exons: 4
Coding region: 31-360 (109 amino acids)
Biological process (GO): cellular response to lipopolysaccharide; inflammatory response; chemokine-mediated signaling pathway
Cellular component (GO): extracellular region
Molecular function (GO): chemokine activity; CXCR chemokine receptor binding
Source: RefSeq, a predicted model, not a curated record